Molecule: messenger RNA, 930 nt
Organism: Penicillium canariense
Lineage: Eukaryota; Fungi; Ascomycota; Eurotiomycetes; Eurotiales; Aspergillaceae
Product: class I SAM-dependent methyltransferase
Exons: 8
Coding region: 1-930 (309 amino acids)
Molecular function (GO): methyltransferase activity
Source: RefSeq, a predicted model, not a curated record
AUGACGAGUCCAGAUUCACAAACGGUAGAGUUGGGCCGCGAGUUCCUUGAUACUGUCAUCGUUCAAGGCCGUGAAUACCAGAAAUACUCGACUGACAACCGCAUAUAUUUCGGACCGGUCGACGAGGUAAAGGGAACGAACGGGUUCUCCAUCGUAUUCGUCACUGACAACCAGAGCAGGAGGAAGCGCAGCGUCUUGAUCACCAACACCGGGCUUUUCGAUGAUCGACUGAUCUUUCCACCCGUCCACCGAUUGCGAAGGGUACUGGAUUGCGGCCACGGGGCCGCAUCGUGGGCAAUAGAGGUUGCAGAGCAGUAUCCAAAUUGCGAAUUGUUGCUCAAGGUUAUUGGCGUAGAUAUUGCCCCGCACAUGAGCCCAGACGAUGUCGACGACCUGAACCAAAGAUUCACUUUUCCUCCCAACCACUUCGACCUUGUCCACUCUCGACUCCUUGCGACCGGUAUCCACCGUUCUCGAUGGCCAUCCUACAUCCGCGACAUCGUCAGGGUUUUGAGGCCGGGAGGAUGGGUCCAGAUGACCGAAAUGUAUUUCAACGUGCAAUCCGACAACGGCUCGCUGACCGAUCAACAUGCUUUGCGAAGAUGGAGCACUCAGUACAUGCGUGCACUGGAAGACCGGAAAGAGCUUCGAAUUGGAUCCAGGCUGCGCAGCUAUUUCACGGAGUCGGGGUUGGUGGAGGUUGACACAAAGAUGAUACCCCUCCCACUGAUGCGAGAGAUCGGCCAUUAUAACAGCGAGAACAUCCAGCAACUCCUUCGAUCACUAGCGUUGUACCCUCUCACCCACCGGUUGCACAUGUCCCCACAGAGUUUUGAUAGACUGGUGGAGCAGGCCCAGGAGGAGGCUCGGAGUCACUCAUUAAAGGCAUAUUUCCCACUGUACGUCUGCAUUGGCCGGAAGCGACAGUGA